This is a messenger RNA of Salvelinus fontinalis (brook trout), 6309 nucleotides long. RefSeq lists its product as uncharacterized. The record is from RefSeq and is a predicted model, not a curated record. The transcript is spliced from 10 exons. Bases 2748 to 4832 code for a protein of 694 amino acids. Lineage: Eukaryota; Metazoa; Chordata; Actinopteri; Salmoniformes; Salmonidae.
GAAAUUUAUUGCCAAUCAGUGUUGCUUCCUAAGUGGACAGUUUGAUUUCACAGAAGUGUGAUUGACUUGGAGUUACAUUGUGUUGUUUAAGUGUUCCCUUUAUUUUUUUGAGCAGUGUAUGUUUUGUUCGAUAAAGUUAAAAUUUAUAUCCAAAAAUCUUAGUUUACAUUGGCACGUUAUGUUCAGUAAUGUUUUGCCUCCAAAACAUCCAGUGAUUUUGCAGAGAGCCACAUCAAUUUACAGAAAUACUCAUAAUAAACAUUGAUAAAAGAUACAAGUGUUUUACAUGGAACUUUAGAUAAACUUCUCCUUAAUGCAACCGCUGUGUCAGAUUUCAUAACUUUACAGAAAAAGCACACCAUGCAAUAAUCUGAGUACAGAGCUCAGAGACCAAAACAAGCCAUACAGAUACCCGCCAUGUUGUGGACUCAACAGAAGUCAGAAGUAGUAUUAUAAAUAUUCACUUACCUUUGAUGAUCUUCAUCAGAAUGCACUCCCAGGAAUCCCAGUUCCACAAUAAAUGUUUGUUUUGUUCGAUAACGUCCAUAAUUUAUGUCCAAAUACCUCCUUUUUGUUUGCGCAUUUAGUUCCAAAAUCCAAAUUGAUGACGUGCAGGCCAGACGAAAUGUCAAAAAAUUCCAUUACGGUUUGUAGAAACAUGUCAAACGAUGCAUAGAAUCAAGCUUUAGGAUGUUUUUAACAUAAAUCUUCAAUAAUGUUUCAACCGGAGAAUAACGCAGCUAACUCUCAUGGGGGCGUGCCUGAGUGAGCUCGUGGCACUCUGCCAGAGCCCUGACUCAAACAGCUCCCAUUCCCUCAUCCUUCACAGUAGAAGAAGGUUCUAAAGACUGUUGAGGUUCACAAGGUUCUAAAGACUGUUGAAAUCUAGUGGAAGCUUUAGGAAGUGCAAUAUGACCCCAUAGACACUGUAUAUUGGAUAGGCAAACCUACAAACCUCAGAUUUCCCACUUCCUGGUUGGAUUUCUUCUCAGGUUUUUGCCUGCCAUAUGAGUUCUGUUAUACUCAGACAUCAUUCAAACAGUUGUAGACACUUCAGAGUGUUUUCUAUCCAAAUCUACUAAUAAUAUGCAUAUCUUAGCUUCUGGGACUGAGUAGCAGGCAGUUUACUCUGGGCACCUUGUUCAUCCAAGCUACUCAAUACUGCCCCCAGCCAUAAGAAGUUAAUGUGAGUCUGGAAGGAGAGUUUACAGUCUAACCAGACACCUAGGUAUUUGUAGUUGUCCACAUAUUCUAAGUCAGAACUGUCCAGAGUAGUGAUGCUAGAUGUACGGGCAUGUGUGGGCAGAGGUCGGUUGAAGAGCAUGCAUUUAGUUUUACUUGCAUUUAAGAGCAGUUGGAGGCCACGGAAGGAGAGUUGUAUGGCAUUGAAGCUCAUCUGGAGGUUAGUUAACACGGUGUCCAAAGAAGGGUCAGAAGUAUACAGAAUGGUGUCGUCUGCGUAGAGAUGGAUCAGAGAAUCACCAGCAGCAAGAGUGACAUUGAUGUAUACAGAGGAAAGAGUCGGCACGAGAAUUGAACCCUGUGGCAGCCCCAUAGACUGCCAGAGGUCCAGACAACAGGCUCUGAUUUGACACACUGAACUCUGUCUGAGAAGUAGUUGGUGAACCAGGCGAGGCAGUCAUUUGAGAAACCAAGUCUGUUGAGUCUGCCGAUAAGAAUGCGGUGAUUGACAGAGUCCAAAGCCUUGGCCAGGUUGAAUACGACUGCACAGUAUUGUCUUUUAUCGAUGGCGGUUAUGUUAUCGUUUAGGACCUUGAGCGUGGCUGAGGUGCACCAAUUACCAGCACUGAAACCAGAUUGCAUAGCGGAGAAGGUACGGUGGAAUUCGAAAUGGUCGCUAAUCUGUUUGUUAACUUGGCUUUCGAAGACCUUAGAAAGGCAGGCAAGGAUAGAUAUAGGUCUGUAGCAGUUUGGGUCUAGAGUGUCUCCCCCUUUGAAGAGGGGGAUGACCACGGCAGCUUUCCAAUCUUUGGGGAUCUCAGACAAAACAAAAGAGAGGUUGAACAGUCUAGUAAUAGGGGUUGCAACAAUUGCGGCGGAUCAUUUUAGAAAGAGAGGGUCCAGAUUGUCUAGCCCAGCUGAUUUGAAGGGGUCCAGAUUUUGCAGCUCUUUCAUACCAUCCGCUAUCUGGAUUUGGGUGAAGGAGAAAUGGUGGAGGCUUGGGCAAGUUGGUGUGGGGGGUGCAGAGCUGUUGACCGGGGUAGGGGUAGCCAGGUGGAAAGCAUGGCCAGCCGUAGAAGAAUGCUUAUUGAAAUUCUCAAUUAUAGUGGAUUUAUCGGUGGUGACAGUGUUUCCUAGCCUCAGUGCAGUGGGCAGCUGGGAGGAGGUGCUCUUAUUCUCCAAGUAUGUCAGGGUUGGUGUAGGAAAUUGUAUACACCAGUAUACCACAACCAGGUUUAUAUCUAUCUUUUAACGGUGCAGUGCAAUUCUAAGGGGAUUGGGUCUUGAUAGAAAGCUGACAGCUGACCAGAUUGCCAAAAAGUUGGAAAAUCUGAAGACCAGAUACCAGGUGAAGUGGGCUUGUGUUCUUAGAAGACUGAGAUUUGGGACUUCUAAAAAAGUGUUUACUGAUAUUGUCAAUAUUUACUGAUCAUGAAGUCAAAACAAAAAAGCCUCAUCCCAGCCAUAGUCCCACUUUUGUAUUUGUCUUUUAGGACUUAAAAUACAUUUUUCUUGGCAAGGACACUGUUGCUACCAGCAUAGCCUCCUGGCCCUGGUUCCAAUUUAUGGGCGAGGCCAUGGAAGGACGCCUCUUCAACAGCGCCCAAGUUUUGGCAGUGGCAUCUUUGGCUGGUGAGGCUCCAGGUUCUUCCUCACCAUUAACCAACGAGAGAGGACAGGGGGUUGACGGUGCUGACAUUUUGGAGUUCUUGAUCAAAACUGAGAUGGAGGACAGUGUGGGGACAGAGAACUUGGAGGACAAUGCAACAGUUAACACUGAUGCAACUCAGACUGAGGGCCCUACUACUAUGGGCUGGCGAAGAAUUUCAGAAUGCUCGUAUAAAAUGACAGAGCAGGAGACGGAGAGAAUGAUAAAGCUGCGUGCCGUGAAUGAGGCUCUCUUCACAGGCAGAAAACAUACUGCCAAGCCUGCCUGGAGAGCUAUUUUGAAUGAAUUGGGCCUUCAGGGAAAGCUGACUACUGACCAGCUUGCCAAAAAGUGGGAUAACCUCAAGAGGCGAUAUAAGGAGUUGAAAUGUCCAGCCCGCAGCAUGGAGAGCAACCCAAAUUCCUGGCCCUGGUUCUACCGCAUGAAUGAUGCCAUGGAGGGACGAUUCGCUGGCUGUGCCCCCAUCCUGACGCCAGUAGUAGAGGAGGGUGAUGAGGAGUUUGAGCCCUCUCCACCACCAGGGAAGAGGGCUCGUCGGACGCCAGGGAGGGGGGGGAUGUCUGAGUUCUUGACAGAGUCUGAGAUGGAUGAGCUGGUGGAAACGGAGGAGAGGAAUGGAGCAGCCGUCUUCCAAGGGGCCACCAUAGGGGAGUAUCACACAGCCACAGAAUUCUCAUAUAAGCUGACUGAGGAGGACACCAAGAGAUUGAUAGAGCUGCGUGCUUCCAAUGAGGCUCUUUUCACAGGGAAGAGAAAUACUGCCAAGCCUGCCUGGAGGGCUAUAGUAAAAGAGAUGGGCCUCGCAGGAAAGUUGUCUGCUGACCAGGUUGCCAAAAAGUGGGACAACCUGAAGACAAAAUUCAAGGACUUGAAGUAUCCGCCGCGUGGCAUGGAGAACCAGAGCACCCCUGCCUCCUGGCCUUGGUUCCAACUCAUGAAUGAUGCCUUCGAGGGCCGACUGGCCGCGAGAGCCCCCAAAAUAACUCCCAUAUGGAUGAGCGAGGAAGACUACUUGUUUGUAUCCUCGCCAAUGCCUACAGAGAGAGACCCGUGUCCCAUGCCAGAAAGGAGUGAGAUUUCUGAGCUGGAAGAGGGAAUGAGACCAGAGGGGACAGAGGUGGAUGGAACGGUUACGUUCUUAGACGCCAGUGGAGAGGAGUGCCCCACACCUGUGGAAUUCUCCUAUAAAAUGACAGAGCAGGAUACGAGGAGGCUGAUUAAGUUGCGUGCGGCCAAUGAAGUUCUCUUCACUGGGAGGCGAAAUGCUGCCAAGGCUGCAUGGAAGGCCAUUUUAAAAGAGUUGGGUCUCCUGGGAAAGGUGUCAACUUACCAGGUGGCCAAGAAGUGGGAUAACUUAAAAAGAAGAUAUAAGGACUUGAAGUACCCUCCUGUGGGCAUGGAGAGCAUAGCAGACAACGCUGCUUCCUGGCCAUGGUUCUACCUCAUGAAUGAGGCCAUGGAGGGCCGCCUUGCUGCCAGCGGACCUGUCUUGACCCCUAUAACGGAGGGUGAUGACCCCGAGCCUUCCCCUUCACAGUCCUCUCGAAAUAGAGGAUGCCCGUUGCUGGAAAAGGGUGACAUCACACUGGAGUACGAACAAGAGAUUUAUGUGGACCCCACCAUAGAGGAGUGCCACCGGGCCACAGCGGAAUGCGAGAGUGCACUGAUAGAGGAGAGGUUGGGUAGGGGGCCAGCAGGGGGCACUGCUGCUCAGAAGUCUGUGACACUGGAGAGAGAGUGGGAGAUGGUGGAGAGGGAGAGGGCAGCGAUAGAGAGGGAUAGAGCGGCGGUAGACAGAGAGCGGCAGUGGCUGGAGAGCGAGAGAGCCAACUUGGCAAGAGACAGGAUGCUGUUGGAACAGGACAUGGCGGCAUUGGGUAGAGAGAGAGAGGCCUUUGAGAGCCAAAGGGCAGCAGUGGUGAUGAACAGUGCUACAGGGGUGCACACUGGACACGUCAACCACUGUGGGAUGGGGAUGUAGACUUAUGGUAUUAACUGCCUUGGAAGCCAAGGACUGAUCAAGAGCCUUCAAGUUAUUUAGAGAAGACUUUUCAGCAUGUUUUCACCUUAUUGGCUCGAGAUUAAUCAAAUCAAAUUUAUUUAUAUAGCCCUUCUUACGUCAGCUGAUAUCUCAAAGUGCUGUACCUAGCCUAAAACCCCAAACAGCAAGCAAUGCAGGUGUAGAAGCACGGUGGCUAGGAAAAACUCCCUAGAAAGGCCAAAACCUAGGAAGAAACCUAGAGAGGAACCAGGCUAUGAGGGGUGGCCAGUCCUCUUCUGGCUGUGCCGGGUGGAGAUUAUAACAGAACAUGGCCAAGAUGUUCAUAAAUGACCAGCAUGGUCAAAUAAUAAUAAUCACAGUAGUUGUCGAGGGUGCAGCAAGUCAGCACCUCAGGAGUAAAUGUCAGUUGGCUUUUCAUAGCCGAUCAUUAAGAGUAUCUCUACUGCUACUGCUGUCUCUAGAGAGUUGAAAACAGCAGGUCUGGGACAGGUAGCACGUCCGGUGAACAGGUCAGGGUUCCAUAGUCGCAGGCAGGACAGUUGAGACUGGAGCAGCAGCACGGCCAGGUGGACUGGGGACAGCAAGGAGUCAUCAUGCCAGGUAGUCCUGAGGCAUGGUCCUAGGGCUCAGGUCCUCCGAGAGAGAGAGAAAGAGAGAGAAUUAGAGAGAGCAUACUUAAAUUCACACGGGACACCGGAUAACAGGAGAAGUACUCCAGAUAAAACACUGACCCUAGCCCCCCGACACAUAAACUACUGCAGCAUAAAUACUGGAGGCUGAGACAGGAGGGGUCAGGAGACACUGUGUCCCCAUCCGAUGAUACCCCCGGACAGGGCCAAAUAGGCAGGAUAUAACCCCACCCACUUUGCCAAAGCACAGCCCCCACACCACUAAUAAAUGUUUUACACUCACAAGAGAACGUGCUUUCUUUGAUUUGUGAUUGAUACAUUCCAAACAUCUAAACGUAAUGGUUUAUUAAACUAACCAGUGACAGAGACUUUAAUCUAUAACAUUGUGGACUUGUUUUAAAUGUCAUUUGAAAAUUUCUCUUUCUUUUGACAGAACAGGCUAAUGAUGUCAUGUAACCCUUACAGUGUUUGCGGUGUGACUCAUCUCAAUGACCUCAUCCUGUCUUUUCAGUAUCGGUUGCAAUUAUAUUGUAAUAUAAGACAAAAUUAGCACCAUAAGUGAGAGAACUGAAUUUGUUAUAGAAGUGUUAACUUUUUAUGUACUGACUACUUUUCUCUAAUGUGAAAGCUGUUUCCAUUUUCAAACAAUGAAUAUGCUAUAAAUUACUUCCCAAAAAGUAUGGAAGUGAAAUAUUGUUUGAGAAAUCAAAUCACAGCAUGACCAAAGCUCAAGUGAGAAAUGUGACGGAAUAUAUUUUUUGAGGAAAUAGUACCCGCUCAACAAUUGUGUAUAGCCUACAAUAAAAAGGACCAUACUCUGCUCAUGA